Messenger RNA from Emiliania huxleyi CCMP1516, 1008 nucleotides. RefSeq lists its product as hypothetical. The record is from RefSeq and is a predicted model, not a curated record. The coding region runs from base 1 to 1008 and encodes 335 amino acids. NCBI's taxonomy places the organism in Eukaryota, Haptophyta, Isochrysidales, Noelaerhabdaceae. The transcript has 7 exons.
AUGGUACCGCCGACGCUGGCUGCGCCCCAGCAGCAGCUGGGACAGGUCGUCGUCGCGCCGCAGAUUGCCGCGCCGCUUGUGGCGAUGACCACGCUUGACCCUCGCUUCCAGCCGCUGCCGCUGCAGCCCGGCGAGACUGCAUUUUACCCGAGCGGCGAGAGGAAGCGGGCAAAGCAGGCGAGGAACAUAGCCCGCGCCCUCCCUUAUCGCUCUCAAACUCUCGCGCUCGCGCGCGUGCAUGGCGUGCUGGAGGGCCAAGCUCCGCUGCACGAUGCUCCAGAGGCGGCGCUGCAGUCUUUGCCGCCGCUGCCGCCGCUGCAGCCCAUGCCGCCCUCGGCCGUGGGCCUCGAAGACUUGUGGGGCGGCGCACAGGGUCUUCAGCCCGGCGCCGCCCCCAACUCGCCGACGGUCGGGGCGGGGGCGGGCAUGCCGGCGGUCGCGCCCGUGGCCGCGCCCGACCAGGCGUCGCUGACCGCUGCGCUCUGCUCGUCGUACUCGAUGCACCUGCAGCGGUCGCUCGCCGAUUCGAUGUCCCUCUCGCGGAUGCUCGCUGUGCACGACGGCUGGCGCGGCGGCGGCUCCACCGACCUGAAGGUGCAGGCGGCCGCGAUGAUGUCGGGACAGCUCGCGGGCGCGGCGGCGGGCCAGGCUCUCACGUGGAAAACCUAUAGCAAAAACUGCGAAAAACGCUGUCACGAAAAAGUCACACGUCGCUCCUUUGACGCCGACGUGACUCACCCGUGCAGAGCGCAUCAGGACACGGUCUCGACGCGCUCGCCUCCGGAGGCUGACUUUGAGGCACCAUCAUCGGACGAUGUCGACGAGCUGGGUCGCUCUCGCGGUAGCCAGGUUCAGCGAGAUGGCUUCAGAUGGCGCGCUUUCGGUUUGAGACCAGUGGAGUCCCAAAAAAUGGACACGUGCGGAGUCCCUUACAUUCCAGCCGCGUGGGCGAAUCGGAGAAUCAGUUUUGUUAUUGUUUUGGGUUUCACUGUCUGUCAAGAGUCAUGA